AUGUACACGGCAACCGAAUGCAUUGAAAACCCUCUUGGAGUUGUCAAAAAACUCUUUGACGCGCACAAGGGUUCUACUAAUGUUGGAAUUGGUAAUGAUUAUGAAGUCUCUAAAAACUUCAAAAAUGUGUUUGCGACAGAGGAGACUAUAAAACUGAUUCCAUCAAUAAAUGAUAUUUGCGCCGACAACAUUCCUUCAAAUACGUUAGUUCGAUUUCGAUGUAUGAUUCAGAAUACAGGACUUGGACACGAAAUGUAUUUGAACGUGUUUGAGACGUUUGAUUCGAGUGGCACUAAACGACGACUUUCUUCAAGAAAUAACAGUAAUGUCAUUAAGAAAAAGCCAAACGAUGAUGAUAGCGUGGAAGAUCUUGAUCGAUUAGCAGCAAAUCUAAAUCUUUUUUAUGAUGAACAAAAACAUCUACAAGAUCACCAUCGUCGUCAACUUGAAAAAAGUUAUGUGGCUUCAAAGUUUCCUUUUCCGGAUGAAAGUCAUGUGUCUGCUAUCGUGAAGGUUUAUGAAAAAAAUGAUUCACUCAAAGUAGGCGAUGUCAUAGAGUUUAUUGGUGUAUUGGAACAUUUUACAUGGAAGGAUUCAGGCAACAAUGACGAAUUCAAUCCGUCAAAUGAUUUUAUUGAUCCAACCUUACUUUUAAGAGUUCCCCGUCUUCACGCAAUCUUUUAUAGAAAACUGCAUCAGUCGAGUAAUCCAUUGAUUUCAGAAAUGAAUUUGAAAAAUACUACCUUGAAAGUUCAAGAAGCUGCAAGAGGUACACGAAACUCGUUGAUUCAGUAUAUUGCAUCAGCAUUUGCCGGGGAUUUACUCGUAGCUGAAUUUGUUUUAUUGCAACUCCUUUCCAGAAUAUACAAUCGUCGAGACGGCAUAACACUCGGAAAAUUCGGAAUUAACAUCACAAAUAUUCCAUCUUUACAAAUAGACGAAGGCACAUCCUCAUCGGAAACAUACCCAUUGCCCUUAUCACACACUAAUCUUUUUACACGAAAUGUGGCCACGAUAUUAUCGUCAGUCCUGACAAAGUAUCAUGAUCUACCAUUGACACUUUCCACUCUUAAUAACGUGUUUUUCUAUCCGAGAUGUGAUGGUGUUUUGGAUUCGGGUGUGUUUCAAGUGAGCGAUGGGACUUUUUUCUUGGUUGAUGAGACGGUGUUGAAAGAGGGCACAUUGGGUGAUACCGGUGUCCGUAAUAUGCAGACAUUGACUGAUAUCCUAAAUACUCAAAAGCUAAAUUACUUGUUCCCAUUCAAUAAAUUUCAAUUCAAUAUCGACAUUGGACUAAUAAUCCUCUCAACUGCUAAAUCCUUUUUCCCGGCUGAUUGUGUCAUUCCUUUAAAGCCUUUGAACACCAAAGAAGCAAUGCCGUUACUUUCUGAGGAAACGCUAACAGAAUUCCGAAAGUACAUUAGUAUAAUGCGGUACUCGGAUUACUCAAUCUCCGAGUCAAUCUCUGAGUUUGUGCAAGAUGAUUUUGUAAAACAACGACAAAUAGCUGCGAGGAAUGGCAGGUCAUUAAUGACGCCAGACGAUUUGUUCCUGCAGAUGAAUCUUGCGAGAUUGAUUACUCUAAGUUUUGGAGAAACGGAGUUGACGACGGAAAUAUGGGAGUAUACUCAAAAAUUGGAACAUGCCCGAAAAGAACUGUAUUAUGCUGGGAUUAUACCAAGUCGGUUUUUCAAAACACUGGUGGGGCAGGACUGGUACAGUUUUAAGUCAAUAGUUGCAUUAUCUAUUGCUGUUACGCUGAGCGCCGCUUUGGCAAAAAGCUUGGUUAAGUUUAUGGGUGGUCUUUUUGCAUUAACGAUAAGAAGAAUAUUAACUAUACAUAUGCAACGACGAUAUGUGCAAAAAAAUACAUUUUACCCUCUAUUGACAAACCUAACAAAUAUUGAUAAUCCGGACCAACGAAUAGUUCAAGAUAUUGAUAAAUUUGCAGAAACUUUACGAUUAAUCUGCGAAGUCAUAUUAAUUUCACCUAUUAUUAUCGCCUACUAUACAUACCUAUGCUGCCGAUUUUUCAUUGCGCCUAUUGUGAAUCUGGUAUUUAUGAAAGAGUAUCACGAAGGAAAUUUUAGAUAUUUACACGUGAGAAUACGUCAGUUUGCGGAAUCUAUCGCAUUCAGUGGGGGUGAACGGGCAGAGGUAAAAAGCCUAGAUUCCCGUUUACGAUCUGUUCUAUAUUACCAAAGAAAGAUCAUCGAUAAAGAAUUAUCAUUACAAGUUAUCACCGACUCAUUCGCUUACUUUGGAUCGGUCUUGAGCUACCUGCUCAUCGCUAUUCCUAUAUUCAGCCAGAAGUACGAAGGGAUCGGGAAAGACGAACUUAGUAGAAUAAUAAGUUUGAACGCGUUCAUGUCAAUGUAUCUCAUAUAUAGAUUCACCGUAAUUGUACAACAGUCAAGCAAAUUAUCAGAUUUAGCGGGUUACACGGCGCGUAUCGGGCAACUAAUGGAGGCGAUCUCCGAUAUUAAUAAUGAACUGGAUAAUGUAAAUAUUGAUUUUCCAGCAGAAUUGGCAAUAGAAUUUGAAAACGUGACAAUUAGUUCUCCCACCGGUACAGUACUAAUUUCCGACCUCAAAUUCGUGAUCGAGCAAGAAAAAAAUGUUAUGAUUAUUGGACCCAACGGAAGCGGCAAGACGUCAAUUCUGAGAGUGAUGAGCGGCCUCUGGCCAGUCACGCGAGGAUGUGUCGUGUUGCCACAAAAAAAUACUAGGCAAAAGGUUUUGAUGUAUUUGCCGCAAACGCCGUAUUUGGUUUUUGGAUCGUUACGUGAUCAAAUAAUUUACCCGAUGACUAGUUCUGAUAAACAAGUUAAAAUCACAGACGACGAAAUUCGAUCAUUAUUAUCACUUGUUAAUUUAUCACACAUUGAAAGUGUCGUACGGAGUUUUGAUAUAAAGUAUGGACAAGAUUGGGAGAGAAUGUUGACCCCUGGGGAACAACAGAAGCUGGCAUUUGCUCGAUUAUUUUUCUGGAAGCCUGUUUUCGCAGGAAUUGAUGAAGCAAGCAGCGCUCUCGACUCAAAUACCGAGGCACAAUUUUUCGAAACAUGUAAAGAAUAUGGCAUCACUUGUAUCACCGUAUCGCAUAAUAAGAACUUGUUGCAGUUCCAUGAAAAAGUGCUGUUAUUGGAUGGUAAGGGGCGGUAUGCGACUAGUGAUAUAGAUAUAAAUGGGUCGAAGGAUAUUGAACGGUGGAUCGAGGGUACAUUGAAAUCACUAUCGUAG
Ambispora leptoticha is the source of this 3243-nucleotide messenger RNA. NCBI's taxonomy places the organism in Eukaryota, Fungi, Glomeromycota, Glomeromycetes, Archaeosporales, Ambisporaceae. The record is from the annotation of a GenBank genome assembly.